AGUAUUAGUUUAUAAAAAUUUUUUAAAGAAAAAAGUGAAAUAUCUAGAAAGAACAUAAGAGUGUAGUGCAGUGUCGUUUUCUCUCCGUUGCAAUUCCUUGUCAAUUUUCAUGGCGCAAAAGCUUCUCAACGAGGAGAAUAAUAUUCUUAAGCAAUUGAGAGAUGGUACAGCAAAAUUUGAGAUUGUUUCUUCACCAGUUCCCUCCGUUGUUUCUCCCUUUAAUCCCAAUUCAAGCUUCUUCGGAGCUGGAAGUUCUAGCACUCUCUUUUUCGCUAGAAUUGGUUCAUCCAUUGGUCGACAGUCGGCAGCAGUGAAGAAACUUGAACGUUUUUCUGUUCACAAGGUUACAGGGGAUGGGCGGUGUCUGUUUCGUGCGCUCGUGAAAGGAAUGGCUUACAACAAAGGAGUUGCUCUUAACCAACGCGAGGAGAGAGAGAAUGCAGAUGAAUUAAGAAUGGCAGUCAAAGAAGCUAUAUGUGAAAAUGUAGGAGAUCGGAAAUUAUAUGAAGAAGCCAUCAUUGCUGUCACAGUUGAUGAGCCUUUACAACGUUACUGCAGGCGGAUUGUGCAACCAGAUUUCUGGGGAGGAGAAUCGGAACUAUUGGUAUUAUCAAAGUUAUGUAAGCAGCCAAUUAUUGUGUACAUACCAGAGCAUGAGCAUAGAGGCGGUGUCCGGGGAUCUGGUUUCAUUCCCAUUGCAGAGUAUGGAAGUGAGUUUGUAAAGGGUUCUAGCAGAAAAGCUGUGAGGCUGUUGUUCAGCGGAUCUGAAGAACAAUGUGAACAAGCAUGUGAGAUUGAUGAUUGACAAUAAAUCAGUUAUAAGCCUUGCAAAGAAUCCAGUGCUGCAUGAAAGUAGCAAGUACAUUGACACGAAGUUUCAUUUUCUGCGCAAUCAGAUUUAGAAUGGAGUGCUUGAAGUUGUUCACUAUAGCACUUAGAAGCAAUUUGUAGAUGUUCUGACCAAAGCAAUAAAGGCUGAAACUUUAUUAAUUUGAGAGAUGAAAUUGGUGUUGUUGAUUUUUAGUCUUGAAUAUUAAUUAAGGAACGAUGUUAGUUGUAAUUCAGUUCAAGUAGUUAGUUGUAUUUCAUUUUAGUGUCAUUUGUGUUUCAUUCUAGAUUUGGAACUUGUAUAUAAACUGAAUUUGUUAGAGAUUGAUAAUU
Messenger RNA from Lathyrus oleraceus (garden pea), 1161 nucleotides. RefSeq names its product OVARIAN TUMOR DOMAIN-containing deubiquitinating enzyme 3. Gene Ontology annotation, cellular component: nucleus; cytosol. The transcript has 9 exons. The record is from RefSeq and is a predicted model, not a curated record. Lineage: Eukaryota; Viridiplantae; Streptophyta; Magnoliopsida; Fabales; Fabaceae. Gene Ontology annotation, biological process: protein deubiquitination; endoplasmic reticulum unfolded protein response; ERAD pathway. Gene Ontology annotation, molecular function: cysteine-type deubiquitinase activity. Bases 110 to 805 code for a protein of 231 amino acids.